Molecule: messenger RNA, 5574 nt
Organism: Doryrhamphus excisus (bluestripe pipefish)
Lineage: Eukaryota; Metazoa; Chordata; Actinopteri; Syngnathiformes; Syngnathidae
Gene: fibcd1b
Product: fibrinogen C domain containing 1b
Source: RefSeq, a predicted model, not a curated record
CGUUGAUUGACAGCUGGAGACAAGCGGCUGUACUGUGCGCCACAGCGGAGGAGCGCAACUCUCUCCUCCGAAGCACAGCCUCUCCGCCCGCUGCAAGACGAAGGAAGGAAGGAAGGGAGGAGGAGGUCGUGGUCGUCCUGUGGGUUUUCUACCGGAACCGUUUUUGUCCGUCUUUUGGAAGAGAAGUGAGGAGCAAAAGACUGAUUUUUUUUGGAAUGGAGUAAAAGGACUUUUGGAUCGGGUGUUAUUUGGCUGGAAUUCAGCACCAGAACACCACGGAAUAACCCACCCAGGAAAUUAAGUUCUAUUCCGCAGAAGUUCUAGCGUCAUUCUCUUCCUAUGGAGUAGGCUGCGGACUCGCACGGUGGAUGUGUUCGCUUCGGUCCGGAGCUCGCAGGUGGAUGUAAUGCGCAGAUUCUCCGUGGGACGCUGACCGGCCGAUGGGGGAACCAUGAACACCUCUUCCGAACUCGAAGACGGGACUCGCCACAAAAACCAGACGUUCUGCGAGUGCGUCCCCGGGUCCUCGCAGCUCAAACAUCGCUGGUCCGACUCUGAAAGUACCAGGGAGACUCCGGCCAAGAGGAUGAGCUGCAGCUACCUGCUCUGCACCAUCCUGCUCUUCGUGGCCGUCCUGCUGGCUGUCACCGUGACCGGCACCAUCCUCUUUAUGAACCACAAUCAGGCGCCCCCCAUGUCGGACGGCAUCCCGCACAUUUCCACCAACCAGGACGAAGCCAACGCGCUGGUGACGGUGGAGCGAGGCGACGGCUCCCGCAUCAACAUCUUCAUCGAUCCCAACUGUCCCGACUACAGUAGCAACUUUUUGCGCCUGGAAGGGGUGCAGACGUCCCUGCUGCACUCGCUCACCGACCACGACUCGGAUCUGAAGUCGGUGAAAGGUCAGGACCGGGCUCUUCUGGUCAAUCUGGCCGAGGAGGUGGCCAAGCUGUCUGCUCAUGCCGGACAGCUGAAGAUGGACUACGAGUCUCUGCGUAGGGGGCAAGGCAGCCUGGGCCAAGACCUCAACACCCUGCAGACCGAGCAGGGGCGCCUCAUACAGCUGCUGUCGGACAGCCAGAUCAACAUGGUGAAGGUGGUCAACUCGGUGAGCGACGCUUUGAACGCCAUGCAGAAGGAGAACGUGGGCCUGAAGGCUCGCACCAAGGCCGACCUGCAGAGGGCGCCGGCGAGGGGCGCCCGCUUCAAAGGCUGCUCCAACGGCUCGCGUCCUCGUGACUGCGGCGACCUGUACGCCAGCGGCCAAAGAGAGGACGGUAUCUACUCUGUCUUUCCCAUCCACCAUCCCACGGGAUUCCAAGUCUACUGCGACAUGACCACAGAUGGAGGCGGCUGGACGGUGAUCCAGCGGCGGGAGGAUGGCUCGGUUAACUUCUUCAGGGGAUGGGAGUCCUACCGUGAGGGAUUCGGGAAGAUCACCGGUGAACACUGGCUCGGCCUCAAGCAGAUCCACGCCCUGUCCAUCCAGGGUAACUAUGAACUGCGUAUCGAUUUGGAGGACUUUGAGAACGGCACGGCGUACGCCCAGUAUGCCACCUUUGGCGUGGGGCUUUUCUCGGUGGACCCGGAUGAGGACGGCUACCCGUUGACCGUGGGGGACUAUUCAGGCAAUGCAGGCGACUCCCUCCUGAAGCACAACGGCAUGAAGUUCACCACGAAGGACCGCGACAACGACCACUCGGAGAACAACUGCGCCUCCUUCUACCACGGCGCCUGGUGGUACCGCAACUGCCACACAUCCAACCUGAACGGGCAGUACCUGCGCGGACAGCACACGUCCUACGCAGACGGCAUCGAGUGGUCCUCGUGGACGGGCUGGCAGUACUCGCUCAAGUUCUCCGAAAUGAAGAUCCGCCCCACGCGUGACCUGGAGAGCAAAUGAAGGCCGAGCAGGAGAGGACAUUUUGCAAGACGCCGGCGAGUUUGAAGGACUUUUUUUCUGCUUUUUUUUUUGCCUCUUGACGUCUCCGUUCCUUCUUCAUCAUCAUCACAGCAUAAAAGUCUCAUGCUUGUUUUUUGGGAAAGAAAGCAGCACCAUUCUCACCCCGACUUCUCACACUCACUUUCAGUUUAACCAGCAAGUUCGGGUUUUCCUUUGCUGAGCUCCUCGACGAGCUUUCACCCGCAACGACAGGGGGGGGCGGCUUUGGCCUUUGAGAAUGAGCACAAGAAUGACAGGAAGUGGAGGUGAAUGAGGUGAGAGGACGCCAAGGAGAAGAUGAUGAGGAGGAGACAAUGGAGAAUCUCAUUGCUCCAAGUUGGGCCACGAGGGAGCACAUUGGUCGCUUUGUCUGAACUGCCUGCCAGCUGACUUGCAGCCAAACGUUGCGGCGUGCACAGAUGGUAACCCAGCACUGUGUGUGUGUGUGUGUGUGUGCGCGCACGUGAACCAAAACUUUGUUUACAGACAAAAAAAAAGCCUUUCUCUGUGUGUUACAUGCUAUCAAUAUGUAUACUGUACAUCUCAUCUUGUUUUCCUUUUAUGGCUGUCAAUGCAAAUUAAGUCGUCUCCCUGGGUAGAAUCCUACCAUGUGUGCAUAAAGCACACAGACAAAAAACGAUGAAUAAAUAUAUAUAUAUAUAUAUAUAUAUAUAUAUACAUACAUAUAUAUAUAUAUAUAUAAAGAAGAAAAACGUUAUAUAUAGAAAAAACUUCAAAAAUUGAAGAUUUUUACGUCUUUUUAUUUCUGUUGGUGAAUAAUUUCUUUGGAUGUACCAGACGAUUUAAAAAAAAAAAACCAAAAAAACAAGAAAUGUAGAUUUCCCUGUACAGCGUAUGACUUUUAGAGCAUGUCACUAUGUUUUCUUACAAUGCUACGACACAUGCAAGAAAAAAAUAUCCAGAUAAAGCGACAGGACAGAAGACGAAGAGAAGAGGAAUAACUUGCUGGAUUUUGUCCUCGAAACGACAACAAACAAACACCGGACUAUGGAUAAAGAAUAAAGCGUUUUUCGUAAAAGACUCUGCAUGGCUGGACUCCUGCUCAAAGCCUCCACCUAGUGGCCAGCUGGAGUGUAGCACAGAGCAAUGACUUGUAUUCAUUCCUUGCGGUCUUUCUUCGCUGUAAACCUCCCCUUCUAUCCCCCCCACCCCCACCCCUUCGCAAAGCACAGAGGUGUGUCCUAAAUUAAAACACACGCACAUGCCCCCCCCCCGCACAAACACACCCCCACUUGGCUGAUGUUUUUAUGGCGCGAGGAUGCAACAAACAUCAACACAAAGCCGCUCGAGAGGCAGCAGCUGGACUGUGCGUGUUUGUGUGUGUGUGUGUGUGUGUGUGUGUGUGUGUGUGUGUGUGCAAACGUGUGUACGGCGACAGAGGAAGACAAAGGCUUCUUCCACACGUACAUGGGUAUUUUUUUUUUACAGCAUUUUCCCCCGUCAGGUGGAAAAUCAGAAGCAGGAAGAAAGUCAUUUCGUGGAGGAAGAAUAGGCACAGGCAAUAAUCUGUGCUGGAGCCUAUCCCAGCUGACUUCGGGCGAGAGGUGAGGUACACCCUGGAUUGGAAUAGUAAUAAUAAUAAUCACAAGUCGGGGGGGGGGGGGGGGGGGCACACAAGCGGACCCGCCGUAAAAAAAAACAAAAAAUGGGGUGAUCCGAUAAGGCUUAAGGAAGUUACGACACUUUUCAAUUUUCAACCAAGAGAGGGCGACACCGGUGCCAAGGCGGGUACGCGGUCACGUCCCGGCAUGAAAAAAAUUUUGACGAUCGGAUCACAUGUAAGGGAGUUAUGACAUUUAUCAUUUUCAACCAGGAGGGGGCGACACUGGUGCCCUCGGAGAAAGCCAUGUGAUCCUUUUGCAUCCUUUAUUGUUUGCUUUUGUUGAUUUGUUUUUUUAAAUAAAGUCGUGUACAUUUGAAAUGUUGCCAGUCGUUAAUAAAAGACAAAUAGUUGACAGCUCUAACAGUGAGGAAAGUUUAAACUAAGUUUAUUCUCUGUUGAGUUAAAAGAACAGAUUCCUACUAUGAUUCAUUUUCCAUAUUAGUUAUCUUAGCAUAUUAUCGAUCAUUUCUUUUCCAUGACUUCAAAACAUGCACCACAUUAAACUCGAGUGUAAAAUGUACAGUUAAUCCAUGUGAUCGAUAUCGGACAAUAUCACUAAUGGAUGAUCGACAUCAGAAUCGGCAGCAUAAAAUCCUAAUUGGAGCAUUCCUAUUUUUAUUAUUCAUUGUUGUAUUUCCUUUGAUUGACUAGUUUUCAUUAUAUUCAUUUAAAUUUACUUUUUUAUUAUUAUUUAACACCUCGGGAAUGUUUAUAAAAAAAGUGGAUCAGAUUGGAAUGUUACAUAAUACAUUAAAUAUAUUAUUUCUUUAUUUUGUUAGCCUAGCAAGGAUUUGUUUUUUAAACCAACCUGUGUACGUGUGGGCGUGGCCUCAGUCUGUAUGUUACGUGUCCGAGUCAUGUGAUGCUUCCGUACAAUUAGCCCCGCCCCCUCCACCGCUCUUUGUGUUGAAGGAUUUCUCCGUAGUUAGACGAGCUUUUACUUAUCGUGAUCGUGAAACCAAUGGAGUGGACGCCACCUACUGGUACUGUGUUGAACUGCGCUUGCACCCCAGAUACCCUCCCCCCCAAGACCUCCACCCUCCCACCCCAUGUUGUGCUUCUUGUUGCUGCUUUGUUAGCUAAAUGUUCGAGCCUGACCCCCCCCCACUUUUGUUGAAUUGAGUUAUUGGCUGAUUGAUAGCCUUCAUCCUGCUCAUUACCAAGCAGACCGUCGCCAUGAUAGCCCCCACGUAGCUUUCUUCCUCUGCACCCUUAUUUACUUGCCUUGUUGCUCCACUCAUAAACCUUCCUUCCUUCCUUUCUCUCUUCCUUCCUUCCCUUCUCGUUACUAUCUCUCAGCUUUUUUCAGUGGUCCGAGCAGCGCGGCGCUAACUAGCUCUUCUUUUUUUUCCCUUGGUUUCCCGUGAAGAUUGUUACUUGGCUGAAUCCUGAUUCUGUGUUUUAAUGUUCUUGUCAGCAUUUAAUAAACGUUCACAUUUUAUAAAUGGGGGAGGUACUCAAGGUACUCUUUUUUUUGUCUUGCUUAUAUAGCAAAGCUGAAAGCUCUCCAGGUCCAACCUUUUUUUUACUCUGCUUCUACCUUAGAAAACCAUGGAAAAAGAAAUUAUCUGUUCCAGCUUCAAACUGUGGCCAUCAUGUCAUAUUUGAACAAUUUGAAUUGUUAUACAUAAACAUAAGGUAAAAUGACACGCUAAAACGUCAGAAUUCUGAUAUAAAAGUCCCAAUUAUGAGCUAACAAGUCAUAAUUCUGAAGAAAAACGUCAAAAUUAUCAUCUCAAUAGUCAAAAUCAUGACCUAAAAAGUCAUAAUUAUGAGAUAAAAUGUCAAAAUUAAGCUGCAGGGUCUCGAGACAUCUGCUGGCUAGCGGGCUAACCACUUCCACAGAGGAUGAGAGGAGAACCUUCUUUCUCUCUAUCAUAUGAGACAUUCCAUGGCUGACUUCACGCAGAGUUAAGGUCAAGUCUGAAUAUGUGGUGCCAUUACUGCCACCUAGUGGCCAGAAUACUACGACUUGUAUUUCAAUGUGUCUUGACUGGUAGUACACCAU